Messenger RNA from Neoarius graeffei (lesser salmon catfish), 2164 nucleotides. RefSeq names its product zinc finger protein 503-like. Gene Ontology annotation, biological process: negative regulation of DNA-templated transcription. The transcript is spliced from 2 exons. Bases 87 to 1088 code for a protein of 333 amino acids. Gene Ontology annotation, cellular component: nucleus. Lineage: Eukaryota; Metazoa; Chordata; Actinopteri; Siluriformes; Ariidae. The record is from RefSeq and is a predicted model, not a curated record.
CCUCGUCUCCGGGACCUGCUUCACCAAACCGCACGACGAGUCCUGAACAAUCCAGUCGCUUAUUUAUCACUAAUUUAAGUGUGAAAAUGAUCACGGCACACAGCGGACAACAUUUUCUCCACCUGGAUUCUCUCCAGCCACUGACUCCAUCUGCGUCUCUCAGCCAUAUUGAGCUGGAUGCCACGAAGAGUCCCCUGGCUCUCCUGGCACAAACAUGUUCGCAAAUCGGAAAAUCGGACUCGUUUUCUUCCACCAGUUCAUCGAACGACUUGAAAGACUCUGGAUGUCUGAAGAUCAGCAACAUCAGCUUUUAUUCCAAAUCAGCAGAGAAGAAAGAUCCUGAACCUUCAGCUGAUGCUCAGGGUGUUUUGAGGACACAGAGCGCCACCUGCAGACCAUUUGCUGUAUGUUCUACAGUUCAGGAUGAAGAUGAGAUGAUGAAGAAAGACAGAGAUGGCCAAAAAGGUUCAUGUGAAACCUCUGAGGAGAUCAGAAAUGGAAAUUCAGACCUUGACACCAAAAGGAGACAUGAAUCUGAAAGAAACAUCUCAUGCUCUGAGACUUCAGAGAUGUUUUCCACUUCUUCUGGACUCGGAUUGUGUGUUCCACCAUUUUCUGUGCUUCCUCUUCCACCAUUUCUGAGAAGCUGUGUGAGUUUCCCUCAGCCAGUUUUGAACAAUAAACCAGAGACCUCCAUUGUUUCCACAGUUCCAUGUGCAGACCCGUACUGCCUCGGCUAUCGCUGCGCUGCGUCUCUGAAAUCAACAUUCCCUCUUCUGUAUCCUUCUCACUCACUGCCUUCUUCCUCCAUGUCUCCAUUUACGAUGUUUCCACAAACGCUGAUGCAUCCUCAUGAGCUCCAGUCCUGGGUUUUUAACAGCAUUUCAGCUCAUUCUUCCUCUGAGUCCAGUCUUUCUUCCUCAGUGGGUUCUCAUGCACACGCAGUGCCGACUCUCAGGAACCCACAUCACACACUCGGACUCGGCACUCGGUAUCAUCCGUACUUCAGAAGCCCUUUCCCAACACCUUCAAAUUCAUAUUAUUCUCUACAUGGACUUUAUGGACAAAGGCUCCAUCUGGCACCUUAAAGGGGAACGUUAUAGGUUCUGUGUAGAACCUGACAACAGACGGUGUUCACUUAUUGUAUUUACAGGAAGUUAAACCACUGAGAAAGAAUUUUUAAAAUAAAAAAUGUACACAAUUAUUAUUUACAUUUUAUAUAUCAUUAUAUAAAGUGUAAUAUAAUAAAAUAUAAUACUCUCCUGUGGAACCCAGAAAGAAAAAGCGUAACCUCAUCAUGGCAACGUUUAAACUCUGUUUCAGCUCCAGCAAUAAACCUUCUAAAGGCACCUAAAAGUCCAGCUGCUUAAUUUUUGUCUUCUGUUCUGCAUCAAACUGGGCUGGGUUUCCCAAAAGCCUCUUAACGCUAAGAGCAUCUUAAGUAGGAGAGAGAGAGAGAGAGAGAGAGAGGGUUAAUUGUGCUGCUCGCUCGACCACUUAACGAUGAUCUUUGUGCUACGAUGCUUUUGGGAAAAUUGGCACUGAUUUGAGGACAAAAAAAUGAGGGACAGAAAGGAGACCAGAUCUGGAUAUGGGAUCAAAGCUUCACCUGAGACCCGAGGGACGAUCAGGACAAACAGGAAGUUAGAAAUGAAUCACAAACAAAAAACAAAACCCAGAGUCGAUCCUGAGUGAUCGGUUCCUUUUUAUAAACUGGGAUAAUUUGCCAAUAUUACAUUUUUAUAAAACACUAACUGCCCGAUGCUGUCGCAGUUACACGUCGCAGUGUGCUCGAGAUGAAAUGACUUCCUCUUUAUGGUGUUAUUGUGGUUAAUCGCCUGUUUUUAUUUAUAUAUGAUUGUAUUUUGUACUAAAAACACCCCCUCAAAAGGAACGCAGGUUUUUAUGAAGAUGUUUGAUUUGUAAAGUAUUGUGGUAUCUUCACUUCAAUUCAAUUUAAUUCAACUCAUUUCUAGAACACAUUUAAACCAGCUGAAGCCGACUGACGUUCUGUACAGAGGAGCGGAUUCGGAUUAAAAAGACGCAUCGACAUCGCAGUGGAACACUGAUACAGGAAUCUAAAACAAACAAUCACAUGAAAAUACGAAAUUGUACAAACUGUAAAUCCCCUUCAGUGUAAAACACAUGAUGUACAAACAACAAC